UCAUCAAGAAGACCUUUUAAUCAUUCUACUUGUUCAAUUACUCCGCCAAAUCAUCUGAUACCCCCUGCUUUUGCCACUGCUGGCGGUCAUCUGUUUGCGUGUUUCAUCCACGUUACAUUCAUUCCACAACAACAGCCCCUGCAUCAGUCGCCACCAAGGAACCCCAAUCAGUCUUUCCAAUGUAUCCCCAGACGCCCAUAGGAUACUCGGAGUCAAUGGUGUUCGGCCAUGGUGGCCCCAACCCUGGGGACGGAAUUGACGAGUACUAUGCCAGCAUGCAGCCUCAGUGGGCCGGGAUCGAUACUUCACCUUACACUGAUGUCAGCCACCCUUAUACCACGGCGGCCGCCUUUCCGGCCGGUGCCAUCCUGACCCCAAUCAGCCUUCCCGAUAGCUCUUUCAGGCCAAGUCCGGUACUCAGCCAUCAUUCGCAAGAAUUCCACUACAGCGUUCCUGAGACGGUCCCGUCGCACGGACUGGGCAUUACUGCCCCCUUUCCCAGCACAUUUCCCCGUACUGUUACGGCAGGCCUGGGCCAUGUCUCCGAGGAACCCGAAUUUAAUUUCAGUGAAGCCACCCUGUCACCCCAACCACCCCCGGCGAAGAGGGUCCGACGCGGCCCCAAACAGGCGAUCACACCCCGGGAAGCUCCGGUUACAAUUCUCCCUAAUCCUGAAGGGCUGCAGCGCAUGGAGCAAGAGCGACGACAAGGGGCCGCUGACGCACAACACAGCCAGAGGCCUCGGGCUCCGGGCCGGGGACGGAGGGAUCCUCAAGCGGAGGAGGAAGAUGCAUUUGUGGAGCGGCUCCGGGAACAGAAUCUGGCGUGGAAAGUCAUCCGGGAGAUGUUCCGGGAGAAAUUCCACAAGGAUGCGUCGGAGGCGCGGCUACAGAUGCGCAUGCUACGGCGACGAAAGGAGCGGCUGGCGCGUUGGGAUGAAAACGAUGUGAUCAUCCAGAUCCGACUGCUCAUGAGAGCGCGGGAGUACUGGGAGGAUGAGAAGUACAACGUGAUUGCACAGAAGAUGAAGGAGUUCGGAGCGGGGCCGUACACCCCCCAGCAAUGCGAAGCUCAACUACGAUACCUCGAGGCCCAGAAGCGGGACCGUAGCGUGGGUCCACGGGCUCAAAUGUCCGAGGCCCAGCAGGCGCGAAAACGGUCGUGGUCCAAGGCGGCUUCCAGCAUGGCCGGUGGUAGUACGAGGUAGCAUUUUGGGGACUUUGGGAGGGUCCGUUGAAGCGCAUUAUUUGAU
Messenger RNA from Aspergillus sclerotioniger CBS 115572, 1253 nucleotides. RefSeq lists its product as uncharacterized. The transcript is spliced from 4 exons. Lineage: Eukaryota; Fungi; Ascomycota; Eurotiomycetes; Eurotiales; Aspergillaceae. Bases 180 to 1208 code for a protein of 342 amino acids. The record is from RefSeq and is a predicted model, not a curated record.